AUGGCAAAGUACACGCCCAGGUUAGACCAGAUCCGGCCUCCCGCGGACCAGAUCUGCCCUCCCGCGGACCAGAUCCGCCCUCACGCGGACCAGUUCCGCCCUCCCGCGGACCAGUUCCGCCCUCCCGCGGACCAGAUCCGCCCUCCCGCGGACCAGAUCCGCCCUCCCGCGGACCAGAUCCGCCCUCCCGCGGACCAGAUCCGCCCUCCCGCGGACCAGAUCCGCCCUCCCGCGGACCAGAUCCGCCCUCCCGCGGACCAGAUCCGCCCUCCCGCGGACCAGAUCCGCCCUCCCGCGGACCAGAUCCGCCCUCCCGCGGACCAGAUUCCGACCUACCUUCGUGACGGCCGCGAUUUUGUCGCCGACGGCCGCGAUCUCCUCGACGGCCGCGAUCUGCUCGUUGACGGCCGCGAUCUGCUCGUUGACGGCCGCGAUCUGCUCGUCGCCGGCCGCGAUCUGCUCGCCGAUGACCACGAUCUUCUCGCAAACGGCCCCGAUCUGCUCGUUGACGGCCCAGAUCUGCUCGCCAAUGGCUCUUGUCUGCUCGCCAACGGCCGCGAUCUGCUCGGCGACCGCGAUUUGCUCGCUGACGGUCGCGACCUACUCUUCGACGGCCCUGAUCUGCUCGCCGACGGCCGCGAUCUGCAAAACAGGCCACGAUCUGCUCGGCGGCCGCGAUUCGCUCGCCGACGGCCGUAA
Closterium sp. Naga37s-1 is the source of this 699-nucleotide messenger RNA. The record is from the annotation of a GenBank genome assembly. NCBI's taxonomy places the organism in Eukaryota, Viridiplantae, Streptophyta, Zygnematophyceae, Desmidiales, Closteriaceae.